Molecule: messenger RNA, 2472 nt
Organism: Auanema sp. JU1783
Lineage: Eukaryota; Metazoa; Nematoda; Chromadorea; Rhabditida; Rhabditidae
Source: the annotation of a GenBank genome assembly
AUGUCUUCUCGUGGAUCGAGAUCAGCUUCUAGGCAAGCACCUGAGUCAUCUGGAGCUGCUUCACCAGAUCUCAGAUCAUUUCCUGAUGAACAGAGCACUCGUGACCAGGCUCCAUCUAUGAGAAGUGCCUCAUCUGCCCUACACUAUGGCUCUGAGAUUGGAGCAUCCUCCCAGGGUUCUUCUAUUCUCUCUUCUCGUCGCAAUGUAUUGAGAGCAGAUCUAGGAACUGCUCCUAGCCAUCACAGAACAGUCCGUGUUGAUGGAGAAGGACUUGCAGAUGAUUUGGCUGAUGAUGAUGGACAGCCCAGACUGUAUAUUUGGGGAACACAAAUAUGUGUUGUAGAUGUGCAAAGAACUUUCCGACAAUUCAUUACUGAUUUUAAAGUUACUAACCUGGAUGAAGAUGAGAACAUGAUGGUGCUCCCUUCUACACGACAAGCUAUAGAUACUAGCCUUCCUUAUUACAUGGAACGCUUGUUUGAAAUUUCACAACGUGAAGAUCAACCAUUCUUAAACUUGAAUUUGGCUCACAUCAAAGAUUUCUCGGAUCCUCUGUAUAGAAAAAUAGUGGCGUAUCCUUCUGAUAUUAUCCCCUAUUUGGAUCAUACUGUCAACGAAGUCUUUGUUGAAAAGUAUCAGCGACAGUUGCCAGUUCCCAUUGAGCUCCGUCCCUUCAAUGCCGAUAAGACUAGAAAUAUGAGAGGGUUGAACCCAACUGAUAUCGAUCAGUUGAUUACAAUUACUGGUAUGGUCACCAGAACUUCUACUGUAAUCCCUGAGAUGAGAAUGGGAUUCUUCCAAUGUUCAGUCUGCAACUUCUCCAUUGAGAGUGAAGUUGAUAGAGGACGAAUUGAAGAACCAACUGUAUGUACUAACUGCUCUAACACUCAUUGCUUCCAAUUGAUCCAUAACCGAUCAAUUUUCCUAGACAAGCAACUCAUCAAACUUCAGGAGUCCCCUGAUGAUAUGCCAUCUGGGCAAACUCCUCAUACCGUAACCGUAUUUGUGCAUAAUAACUUGGUGGAAAAUGUACAACCUGGUGAUCGAGUAACUUUAACUGGUAUUUAUCGUACACAAGCAAGCAAGGUUAACCCACGUCAACGAUCUCUCAUAUCUGUUUAUAAAACGAAUAUUGAUGCUCUCCACUUCCGAAAGACUGACUCUUCACGUCUACAUCAAGACAAUGGGGAUAACCUUCCUGAAGACCGAGUGCAACAAAUCAUGAACCUAGCAUCCAAGAAAAAUAUCAUUGAUAUCUUGGCUAACGCUAUUGCUCCUUCCAUUUACGAGUUAGAUGACGUCAAAAAAGGUAUUCUUUGCUUGUUGCUUGGUGGAACGAGAAAGGACGACUUGUCAGGAAACAAGACUCGACUUCGCAGUGAGAUUAAUAUCCUUCUGUGUGGAGAUCCAGGUACUUCUAAGUCUCAACUUUUGCAAUACAUUUAUCGUCUUCUUCCGAGAAGUCAGUAUACAAGUGGAAAGGGAUCUUCUGCUGUUGGUUUGACAGCAUCGAUUUCGAGGGAUCCCGAUACUCGCCAAGUAGUUCUCCAAACUGGAGCUCUAGUUUUGGCUGAUAAUGGAGUCUGCUGCAUUGACGAGUUCGAUAAAAUGAAUGAAGGUGCUCGUAGUGUUCUGCACGAAGUUAUGGAGCAACAAACGUUAUCCAUUGCCAAAGCUGGAAUUAUCUGCCAACUCAAUGCUCGAGCUUCUGUCUUGGCUGCUGCCAAUCCUGUCGAUUCUAAAUGGAACAGAGACAAAACUAUUGUGGAAAAUAUCCAGCUUCCACAUACCUUACUCUCAAGAUUUGACCUUAUCUUCCUCCUCGUUGAUCCACAAGACGAGAUGUAUGAUCGCCGUUUAGCUAGUCAUUUAGUAUCCCUAUAUUAUCGUUCCAAAGAAGAUGUUGAAAGUGAAAAACUCGACAUGGCUCUUCUCCGUGAUUAUAUCGCUUAUGCCAAAUCACAUGUUCAUCCACGAAUCACUGAUGAGUCUGCAGCUUUCUUAAUUGACAAGUAUAUGUUCAUGAGAAAAGCAGGAGCUCAAUACGGACAAAUCUCCGCUUAUCCAAGACAAUUAGAAUCUUUGAUUCGUCUGUCCGAGGCUAGUGCCAAAAUCAGAUUGUCUGAAGUCGUUACAGUAGAUGAUGUAGAAUUCUCUUAUAAUCUUCACCGAGAAGCCCUGAAGCAAUCUGCUGUUGAUCCUGUAACAGGAAAGGUUGAUGUUAACAUCUUAGCAGCUGGAAUGAGUGCAACUAGCAGAAAGAUGGUACAACAAGUAGCAGAAGCCAUCACCACUCAUCUCGAUAGUAGCAAGGGAGCAAACAUGUCUGCUAAGAACGUGUUUUAUGCAUUGAAAACAAUUGAUAAGACGCUGAGUAGGGAUAUCUUCGACGAAGCUCUGAAUGAAUUAGCUAAGAAGGAGUUGAUCGUUAGAACUGGCGAACGUAUUCGAUAUCUUGCAGUCAAAAAUUAA